Ruditapes philippinarum (Manila clam) is the source of this 1141-nucleotide messenger RNA. RefSeq names its product ficolin-1-B-like. The record is from RefSeq and is a predicted model, not a curated record. Bases 51 to 536 code for a protein of 161 amino acids. NCBI's taxonomy places the organism in Eukaryota, Metazoa, Mollusca, Bivalvia, Venerida, Veneridae. The transcript has 3 exons.
UUCGUAAGCGCUCAACAUGUUUCCAUUUCUUGUAGAUAAUUCAUAGGCGAAUGGACGGGUCAGUUGACUUUUAUCGCAACUUUGCAGAGUAUGAGAAUGGCUUUGGGAACGUUGAUGGAGAGUUGUGGCUAGGUUUAAAGUAUAUACAAGAACUAGCUGAACAAGGUUCUACAGAGAUUCGUCUUGACAUGACAAGUAGUGGGAAUGUAACAGGACAUGAAACUUGUCCAGACUUUAAGUUAACAGAAGGAACAAACUAUACACUAAACAUUGGGCCAUGCACAGAUGUUAAAUUAUUAUAUCCAGAAGCUGGAUUUGAUUAUAAUAAUCAAAUGCCAUUUUCAACGUACGACCGUGAUCUUGAUAUGGAGAUAGAUAACUGCGCUGUGAGCCAUCAUGGAGCCUGGUGGUAUAGUAUGGGUACCUUUAUCAAUCUAAAUGGACUUUAUCAGAAUGACACCAUUGCUGGACACUAUCAUGAGGGGAUUGAUUUUGUAGGUUUAUUGAGAACGUCAUCAAUGAUGAUACGAAGGUAAUAAGUAGUCAGGUGCAGUGUUCAUAAAUUAAGAGAAUUUAAUGACCGUACUCAAAAGAACAUUUUUGUAAUUAUUGGGGUUUGUUUUGGUAUGAGAAAUGGUAUGACUUUUAGAAGUCUUAUGUAUGACUGAAGUCUGCUUUAGGACAAUGAUAUUGUUAUAGAAGCACUGACAACAUAUUACCGCGUAUCAACAUUAAACCACGUCACCGUAUAUAACAAUGUGACAUAAAAUUAAAUGAUAUCAUAUAGUCAGUUGAAAUAUUAUAAUCACUUGAAAAUAUUUUAUCCUUUGUCAGAAAAUAACAAUUUUACAGCACGAAUUUAAAAAAAAUAUUUUUUUUUUUUAAAUCAAACAUUUUUGUUUUUUAAAUGUAUUUAUAUUAACUGCAACAACCACCAAAAACUCAAUUGAAGCUUGUAUGGAGAAACAAGAAACAACCAUGUAUUUAGAUUGAUAUUUGGGCUUUAUUAAGCCAUAAGUAUAACAUGAAAGAAUGAGGUAGUUUUUCGAAAUAUCUGGCAGGGAAAACAUAUGUCUUGUCCUGUUAUAAUUUGUUUAAAUCAAUGUUAUGUCCAAUGAAAAGCUGGAGGCAUUGUCAUAUU